Molecule: messenger RNA, 759 nt
Organism: Ostertagia ostertagi
Lineage: Eukaryota; Metazoa; Nematoda; Chromadorea; Rhabditida; Trichostrongylidae
Source: the annotation of a GenBank genome assembly
AUGGAAAACAUAAUGAAAUCGAUUAAAACUGAAAAGGCGGUCAAAGUUCACUGUUACAGCCAAACCUGUAAGGCAGUUAUUAGUUAUUUCUCUGUGCUGUCAGUCAUUGUUUUGAUUACGAUGGAAUUUCAGGAAUACCUGUUCUUUGUCAUGGAAUAUCUGAAUGGCGGAGAUCUAAUGCAUCACAUCCAGCAAGUGAAGAAAUUCGACGAGAAUCGAACUCGAUUCUAUGCCUGUGAGAUCAUCGUAGCCCUGCAGUUCCUGCACUCGAACAACAUCAUCUACCGAGAUCUGAAACUGGACAAUAUUCUCUUGGAUUCGGAAGGGCAUGUGAAAUUAGCCGAUUUUGGCAUGGCGAAGACGGAAAUGAAUCGCGAAAAUGGAAUGGCAUCGACUUUCUGUGGAACCCCCGACUACAUCAGCCCUGAGAUCAUCAAAGGACAACUGUACAACGAAGCCGUCGAUUUCUGGUCAUUCGGAGUCCUGAUGUACGAGAUGUUAGUUGGACAGUCACCAUUCCAUGGUGAAGGCGAAGACGAGUUGUUCGAUUCCAUUCUUAACGAACGACCAUACUUUCCGAAGACCAUCUCCAAAGAAGCAGCCAAGUGCUUGAGUGCUCUAUUCGAUCGUAAUCCGAACACACGACUGGGAAUGCCCGAGUGCCCGGACGGCCCCAUUAGGCAACAUUCCUUCUUCCGCGGUGUUGAUUGGAAGCGAUUUGAGACUCGACAAGUCCCUCCGCCAUUCAAGCCAAAUAUU